Messenger RNA from Salmo salar (Atlantic salmon), 2770 nucleotides. RefSeq names its product lysosomal-associated membrane protein 1 (gene lamp1). The record is from RefSeq and is marked provisional. Lineage: Eukaryota; Metazoa; Chordata; Actinopteri; Salmoniformes; Salmonidae. Gene Ontology annotation, cellular component: late endosome membrane; plasma membrane; lysosomal membrane. Gene Ontology annotation, biological process: establishment of protein localization to organelle.
GACAUGAAAGGGAGCGAUACUGUCCGGCUUCUGCAACAUGCUCGGAAAACAGGACCACGAAUAGGAAAAAAGAUAAAUAACCGCCAAAUAAAGGGGACUAACAAGAAAAGGAAGGUAGAUCUUUACUUUUCGGGGUUGUUAUUGCACUGCCUGGACAGCUGCGUUGGACAAGCGGUGUGUGCUAUCCAUUAAACUGAACUCUGGACUUGAAACAUGACUCGAACAUGUCCGUUCGUUGUCGGGAUCGCCUGCUUUGCGAUUCUUGGUUGUGUGACAGUAGUCCAGUCUCAGGUCACUCUGGAGGUGACAGAGGGAAACUCCACCUGUAUAAAAGCUGAACUCUCCGCCUCCUUCUCCAUCACCUAUGACACCGCCAACGGCACGCGUACGGUGAUGGUGCCCCUCCCAGGGUCGGCGGUGGUGGGUGUGGCCAGCUCGUGUGGGGGUGACGGCCGCUCCCCCUGGCUCGUGGCGUUGUUCGGGGAUGGCCACGCCCUGGGCCUCGGCUUCUCAUCCAAUGACAGUCUGUACAGCGUUGCUAAACUCACCCUGCAGUAUAACCUCAGUGAUGUCUCCAACUUCCCAGAGGCCAACAGCACCGAUGUGGUAACUGUGGAGACGACCUCUGUAGGGAUGGUUGCUAGGGUCAACACCACCUACAGAUGUAUCAGCGCCUCACCUGUCAUUGUGGGAGGAGCCACCGUCACCUUCUCUAACGUCACCAUGGAAGCCUUCAUGACAGGAGAGGAUCUGAGCUCCAACGAGAGUGUGUGUACUGCUGACCAGAGCUUCACCACAGCCCCGCCUCCACCCCCCUCCACCACCACAGCAGCCCCCGCCCCCGUCCCCACCCCCCCUGGAACCCCCAGCCAGGGCAGCUACUCUGUCUCCAAUAGCAACGGGACCGUCUGUCUGCUGGCCCGCAUGGCACUGCAGCUCAACAUCUCCCACUUCUCUGCCUCGCAGAAUAAGACUAUCCAGGAAGUAGUAAACCUGCUGCCCAAUCAGACGACCAGCUCAGGAUCAUGUGACCCCACCAGCGCCACCCUGGUGCUGACGCAGGCCAAUGCCACAAACCUCAGCUUCCUGUUUACUCUGAACAGCACGUCUAACAGGUACCACCUGACUGGUCUGUCUGUGGUAGCAGCUUGGUCUGAUAUGACAGCCCCGUUCAACACCAGUAACAGUAGUCUGGACUACCAGCGUGGCUCCCUGGGCCGUAGCUACAUGUGUAUUUCAGAACAGACUCUGGUUGUAGACCAGAACUUCUCCCUCAACACCUUCCAGCUGCAGGUCCAGCCCUUCGGCAUCACCAGAGGACAGUUCGCACAAGCGGAGGAGUGCCAGUUGGAUCAGGAUAACAUGUUGAUUCCCAUCGUUGUGGGAGCCGCUCUGGCCGGCCUGGUUCUCAUCGUUCUCAUCGCUUACCUCAUCGGCAGGAAGAGGAGCCAUGCUGGAUACCAGACCAUCUGAGAACACUGACACACAACCUGUGUGUAUCAAACGGCACCCUAUUCCCUAUAUAGUGCACUACUUUUGACCAGAGGUCUAUGGGGUAGUGCACUACUUUUGACCAGAGGUCUAUGGGGUAGUGCACUACUUUUGACUAGAGGUCUAUGGGGUAGUGCACUACUUUUGACUAGAGGUCUAUGGGGUAGUGCACUACUUUUGACUAGAGGUCUAUGGGGUAGUGCACUACUUUUGACCAGAGGUCUAUGGGGUAGUGCACUACAUUUUUAGUCAUUUAGCAGACGCUCUUAUCCAGAGCGACUUACAGUAGUGAAUGCAUACAUUUCAUAAAACAUUUUUUUUCCCUCCGUACUGGUCCCCCGUGGGAAUCGAACCCACAACCCUGGCAUUGCAAACACAAUGCUCUACCAACUGAGCCACACGGGACUAGAGGUCUAUGCGGAUUCUGGUCAAACUUAGUGCACAAUAUAGGGAGUCUUUUCAGACAGACUGCAGAGAGCCUGACGCUCCAACCAACCACUGCUACUGAUGACUGACUGGACCAUGUACAAACCCAGCCCUCUCUGCAGUGUGUGUGUGUCCUCUGUAUAUUGUUAUUCACAGCAGCUCAUGCUCAGCUACCUACUAACAGACUACUGCCUGGUCAAACCUACUAUCCCCCUCGUCUCUCUGUCUCUAGCCCAUCUCCACUGCAGCUGGCUCAGUAUACCUUUUUAGUUCUGAUAUCAUUUCAUGUUUGACUUGGGUGGAUUCUCGCUUUAAAAGGAAUUUAAAGAUUUUUUAAAAAUAAAUCUGAUAUUAAAUGAUAGUAUUCUCUUAUGGAAGAGUGGGUCUUUGCUAGAACCACGUUUUGUGGUGGACUCAACCAGCUUCCCUUCCUUCCUCAUCUCCUUUCCUUCAGGACCACCAUCUUUUCUAUGACAUCACCUAGGGAGGUCUGAAGACUCCUGUGGGGGGAAAAAGGGAAACUUCAAUGUCUAACAACUCCACUGUGGUCAGAAAUACUGACCGGAUUAUCUUGUAUGUCACAAGAACAUUUGACAGGCCGUAUGUGGGGGGUUGUGUUUUUACUGCAUUUCAAAACAAAGGGGUGUGGACGGUGUUGGACUGAGGAACAGAACAAGCUGGUUACCUGAUGGAUGUGUUGAACUGGUGUGAAAUAUAGUGGAACUCUUCCUCUCCUCCCAUGAGAUUGUGUUGAUAUCGAUUGUAGCAAGUUGAUCUGAUUUUUGUAGAGAAUGCUUUGAUCAUUUUUCUUAUAUGCGUCUUGCUAAGGUCAAUAAAAGACAUUUGAAACUUU